This is a messenger RNA of Malania oleifera, 2810 nucleotides long. RefSeq names its product protein SEEDLING PLASTID DEVELOPMENT 1. The transcript has 9 exons. Gene Ontology annotation, molecular function: ATP hydrolysis activity. The coding region runs from base 552 to 2645 and encodes 697 amino acids. Lineage: Eukaryota; Viridiplantae; Streptophyta; Magnoliopsida; Santalales; Ximeniaceae. The record is from RefSeq and is a predicted model, not a curated record.
AAUUCGAAUUUGAUUAUCUUUCAUUCAGCCAACAAUUUCCUCCCUAUUUUGUUUUGUAAAGCCAAAGAGAUUUUAUCCAAUAUUAGAUUAAUAGAAUAAAAUUCAAGCAAAACGACAUAAAAAAAUAUUCGAGAAAUUAUGCCCUUUCAGUCUGUUGCGUAUCAAGCAAAAGUUUCAACUAGAUUUCUAAUAUCCUUGGAUUGAUUGGAUUUGUUCUUCACUCUUCACGCCUCUUCAAAUGACAAUUGAGGCGAGAAGCAAUGAUAGGAGGAAAUAAUGGAACAGUUGGAAGAUUUUAUGAGGAAGAGGUCCGCCGGCUGGUCCGAGCAAUCCGUGUAAAGGCAGCAACUCUCUCCAACAUGGGUGGUCCGCAGCCCCACGUGGUCACAGUCCUCUGCUUCAACUGUCAAUAGCACAUCCUGCUUCUCUCCUCCUCCUAUACCAGAGGAGAUCCCUCGAAUCUUCUUCUUCCUCUUCUCCUUCUUAAAGCAUAGCUGCAGAGAGAGAGAGAGAGAGAGAGAAAGAGAGAGGAGUGGUGGAACUGUCAGAAAAUGAGGGCUCUGAAUUCUCACUUCGUGCUCGUUGAUUUGCACAGCUCGUGGCGCUCUGCGAACCAUAUACCCAUCUCGACCUUCUCUUAUAUUCAGUCUUCCGAAUGGGUCUCUUCCUUCUCUUCGGUAUUCCGUCGAACAUGUCGUUCUCAUAAGCGAAUUUUGUCUUCCAAAUCCCCGACCCCAUCGAUUCAGUCCCCGGAAAUCCGCAGGCCUUCCGAUCGGUUCUCGCCCGGAAAUGGGUCGUCUUCGAAUUCACAAAAUUCGGCUUCGACUUCACGACCUGAGGCGGUCUCGGAGUUGGAGCUGUUUCUUGAAUUGGUGCCUUUGAGGAUGAGAAACCAGCUGGUUCGGCAUUCGGAGAUUGAGGAGUUAAUAGAGGUUGUGAUGGAUUUGGGAAGGAAGCCUCUUGCUAGGUUCCCUUCGGGUGAUUUUGUGAUCUCGGAACAGCCCGUAAAGCUUGAGGAUUUACGGCACGCGAUAUCAAAGGUUAGUGAGUUUUCAGAUGACAACCGCUCGGGUAUUGAUCGUUCACUUCAUCGUAUAAGUGCUAUUCGAAAUCGUAAAAUGCAAAUUAUUGGCCUUACUUGUCGCGUGGGUCGAGCUGUAUCAGGCAGCGCUGAGAUUAUACAUGAUUUGGUAGAGGGGGGAGGUUCCAUCCUGGUUAUUGGGCCACCUGGUGUUGGCAAAACAACCUUAAUCAGAGAAAUAGCUAGGAUGGUUGCAGAUGAGCACAUGAAACGUGUUGUCAUUGUGGAUACAUCAAAUGAGAUUGGAGGUGACGGAGAUGUCCCUCAUUCAGGAAUUGGUGGUGCGAGGAGGAUGCAAGUUCCUAAUGCUAACAUGCAGCAUAACGUUAUGAUUGAAGCGGUGGAAAAUCAUAUGCCUGAAACCAUCAUAAUUGAUGAAAUUGGAACGGAGCUUGAAGCUUUGGCUGCCAGUACAAUUGCUCAAAGAGGAGUUCAGUUGGUUGGAACGGCUCAUGGAAUGACCAUAGACAACAUAAUAAAGAAUCCAUCACUGCAGAUCCUCGUCGGUGGCAUAGAGAGCGUAACUCUUGGAGAUGAAGAAGCGAGGAAAAGGAAAGUGCAGAAGACAAUUCUCGAGAGGAAAGGAUCUCCGACAUUUACGUGUGCAGUUGAGAUGAUUUCAAGAACCGAGUGCCGGGUACAUCAUAGAUUAGAUGCCACUGUGGAUGCUAUAUUGACAGGGAAGCCUCCCCUGUUUGAAGUUCGUCACAUCAAUGCUCAAGCUAAUAAUUCUCUCCAGCCCACUCCGACGCAUGAAAGGAAUCACCUCGAAGCAUCUGUGUUGACUAGUAAUGAAGGCAAAAAUGCUGCAGUAGAAUCUGAUGAAAAAGAUGAGGAUGAUCCACCAAAUCAUUCGAAGAAAUGGGGCAGAAAUGAAUCUGUGACCAGGAGGAGCUCACCAGUAUGUGUUUAUCCCUACAAGAUCCUUGAAGCUGAUAUACUAGAGGUAGCAAGUGUUAUGGGAGUUGAGGAUGAAUUCGAUGCAACUGACGACAUUGAAGCAGCAGAUGCCAUUCUGGUGUCCAGUUCUGAAAUGAAGAAGAACCCCUGGAUUCGUGGUGUGGCUAAAUUUCACCAUUUGCCCGUAUUUGUAAUCAAGUCAAAUACAAUGGCACAAAUGGUGAAAGCAAUCCGCAUGAUCCUCGGUAUGGAAUAUUUUGGUUCCAUAUCGAGGCAGCCACUCAAGGAUUCUUUCGACAUUGAAAUUGAAGAUGAUGCGCCUAUAAGAAAACCCUCCUUGGAAGAGAUUGACGCCUUGGAGGAGGUUCGCCUUGCGAUCGAAUACAUUGUGAUUCCUGGCGGAGAGCCAGUAGAGCUUCUGCCUAGGCGCUCGGAUAUAAUUGCCCGGCAGCUUGAGCUGGUGGAGAGUUACCGACUAGCUGCCGAAAAUUCUGGCACCGACCUGAACCCAAGGUUGCAGAUUCUUCCCUUGAGGUUAAACGAAAACACUUCUGUCAAAUGCUCCAAAUCAAGUUGGAGCUUGCAAAAGGGAACAAGCUUUAAAUCACCAACUGGCGGAGCUGGAGAUUCAGGUGUUGCUCAGCUGCCACUCUCGCCGGAGUAGUUCCACUGUGCCUCGGGUUGUAACAUAUUUCGUUUUCUGGGUGCUGCGUGUGCCGCUCGUGUACAGUAUGAUGCUCAUGUGUUGUAAAAACUUACAACGAAUUUGUAUUCUUUUUCUUCUUCAAUGCAAUGAUAUAUUGUGUCACCCGCGGGUGGGUUGGCUCAA